This is a messenger RNA of Solanum dulcamara, 1388 nucleotides long. RefSeq lists its product as uncharacterized. NCBI's taxonomy places the organism in Eukaryota, Viridiplantae, Streptophyta, Magnoliopsida, Solanales, Solanaceae. The record is from RefSeq and is a predicted model, not a curated record. The coding region runs from base 296 to 1291 and encodes 331 amino acids. Gene Ontology annotation, cellular component: membrane. The transcript has 11 exons.
AAAAUUAACUUUUUUUUUGUGGGGUUCUUGUUAUUUCUCAAUUUUGAUUUCUGGGUUUCCCAUCUUUUUGAUCCUCGACGCUUCUUGGGUGCAGCUCAGAAUAAACAAAAAAAAAAUUGAAAAAAAGAUGAGAUUUUGUUGAUUGAUUCUUCAAGAAUUUUUUUUGGGCUAUGGAAAAGGAAAAAGUAUUCUUCCAUAAAAUAAUACGGUUUCUUCAAUUUGAGAUAUCACGUAGAGUCUAAAGUUCUUGAAUUCUUGCUAUACCUGAUGUUCUAAACAUACUUUGCGGUCAGUCAUGAGAACAGCCACCUCAAGUUAUUGGUUGACCUGGAGCUUCUUAAUCUUGGGAUCGGGCCUCCUCGUAUUUGUAGGAAUUGCAGCACUCAUAAUAUGGAAGUAUGAAGGUUCGCCAAAGUUGGGAAACCAGGAAAGAGAUAGUAAGAAGAAAAAGGUUGGGUUCUUGUACAAAGAUGAAGCUUGGACAACAUGUCACAAAGCAAUCCAUCCUGCUUGGCUGCUUGCUUACAGGCUAACUGCUUUCACUUUUCUUCUAUCAAUGCUCUCCUCAGAUGCUUUUUUGAAUAGUACAGAUAUAUUCUUUUUCUAUACUCAGUGGACAUUCUCUUUGGUCACUAUCUAUUUUGGGUUAGGGUCUUUACUCUCCAUCUAUGGCUGUAUCCAAUAUCGAAAGGGUGUUGCUGGUGCAAAAGUUUGUUGUAUUGAUGAAGAGAGAAGCGAUUCUCCAACGCUUGAGAAAAAUGCAAGUUUACCUGGCAUAUACAAGGAUUUGAGUUCCAAUGAGGAAACUGAUGUUAGAGAACCGGCAGGUUAUUUGGGCUAUGCCUUUCAGAUAAUUUUUCAGGUCUGUGCUGGUGCCGUGGUGCUUACGGAUUGCAUUUAUUGGCUUCUUAUCUACCCGUUUUUCUUACCCAGUGGUUUCGGAUUACAAUUUCUAGUUGUUGGUAUGCAUUCUAUCAAUGCCAUUACCCUGCUUGGCGAUGUGAUGCUGAAUUCUCUACGGUUCCCUUUCUUCAGAUUUGCAUAUUUUGUGCUUUAUACAUGCACAUUUGUCGCAUUCCAGUGGCUCGUCCAUAUGUGUGUCUCAAAGUGGUGGCCUUAUCCCUUCUUGGACAUUUCAUACAAAUACGCUCCCUUAGUGUACUUGAUGGUUGGUGUAAUUCAUCUCCCUUGCUAUGGUCGGAUUACACCAACCAUCAAGUACUACCUUAGUAGGAGUAAGGUCUGCGUACACUUCAUCCUCUCCAGAUCCCACGUUGUGGGAUUUCACUGAGUUGUUGUUGUUAUAUGUAAUUAGUGUUUUGUACCUCUUUAUCUUCUCAGGUCGGAUUAAGAUUGCAUAUAUGUAAUUGUUGUUUUGUAUUCUUGAA